Messenger RNA from Triticum dicoccoides, 2135 nucleotides. RefSeq lists its product as uncharacterized. Gene Ontology annotation, molecular function: protein binding; protein-lysine N-methyltransferase activity. The record is from RefSeq and is a predicted model, not a curated record. Lineage: Eukaryota; Viridiplantae; Streptophyta; Magnoliopsida; Poales; Poaceae. The transcript has 11 exons. Gene Ontology annotation, biological process: peptidyl-lysine monomethylation. Bases 45 to 1667 code for a protein of 540 amino acids.
CCCAAAACCCACCCAGGUCCGCUGUGCUCCCCCCGGAGGCGACCAUGGCGGCGGCGGCGGCGGCGGCGGGAAGUGAUGUGUUGGUGGUGCGCCUGCCUUCCCCCUCGGCGGAGGACCCCCUGCACCAUGAUAAGAAGAAAUUAUUGGAGGCUAGGAAACUAUCCUGUAUAUUUCAAGUCCCAAUCUCUUCGUCCCCUGCCGAUGCCUGCAAAUUACUUGACCAGAUGAUCCAUGCUGCUAGGGUAUCUCAUAUGGAUGAGCUGGAGCUUUAUUUUGCUGGGGAUGAUGAUUAUGGCCCAUUCUCUGCACGGAAUGAACUUGAGUCCCUGAACCUGCUUCUCAAAACCAUCAACACGUUGCUUGUAGCUGCCAAUGAUGGCGCCAAGGGAGUAUUGCAAUUACUAGUGGAUGAGAUACUUGUUAGGCUCACAUCUGUGGGAUUGACAGAUAAGCAUCAAAUGGCACUUCAAACAGAGAACCAUGAAACUGAGGAUUCUCUUCUUAAAUGGGGGGAGCAGCAUGGUGUUAAAAGUAAAUUGCAGAUAGCAUUUUUUGAAGGAGCUGGGAGAGGAAUGCUAGCAUCUGAAGAUAUAGGUGUGGGUGACAUUGCACUUGAAAUUCCAGAGUCCCUUAUCAUAUCUGAGGAACUUCUCUGUCAGUCUGAUAUGUUUAUUGCGUUGAAAGAUGUAAAUAGCAUCACCACUGAAACUAUGCUAUUGUUGUGGAGCAUGAGAGAGCGGCAUAAUCCAUCUUCAAAGUUUAAGAUGUUCUUUGAGACACUUCUGUCAAAUUUCAAUACAGGCUUGAGUUUCGGAAUUGAUGCACUUGCUGCAUUAGAAGGUACCCUACUUUUUGACGAGUUAAUGCAAGCUAGGCAGCAUUUGCGCCAGCAGUAUGAUGAGUUAUUCCCAAUGCUAUCCACCAAGUUUCCUGAGAUAUUCAAACAAGACAUACUCUCGUGGGACAAUUUUCUGUGGGCAUGUGAAUUAUGGUAUUCUAACAGUAUGAUGGUUGUUUUAAGCAGCGGGAAGUUAACAACUUGCUUGAUUCCUGUUGCUGGACUUAUGAACCACUCGGUGACUCCACACAUUCUUAACUAUGGACGAGUAGAUCAAGCUACAAAGUCUUUGAAGUUUCCUUUGUCGAGACCUUGUGAAGCAGGGGCCCAAUGUUUCCUCAGUUAUGGGAAACAUCCAGGGUCACACCUAAUUACCUUCUAUGGUUUCCUACCAAGAGAAGACAACCCUUACGAUGUUAUACCUUUGGAUCUUGAUACGUCUGUUCACGAGGAGGACGAAACCGCCCAGUCUGUGAGUACAAGUGUAACCACUCAUAUGGUUCGUGGGACAUGGUUGUGCAGAUCACAAGGACCUCCCACAUAUGGCCUGCCUCCGCCCUUGUUGUCUCAUCUCCGUGCUGCUCUAAACUGUGAGCACAGCGAAUCCAUGCCAGAGGCUGAUAUCAAGGAAAAUGACAGGAUGGUGCUGGAAACACUCGUUAGCAUAUUUACUCCGAUGCUUGAAGGGUUAGGCGAGCCAGACGACUACAACAGGGAGAGUGCGAGUUGGGACAUUAUGCUAGCUCUGGACUAUAAGGAUCUUCAGAGAAGGAUAAUUACGUCCAUCGUUACUUCUUGUGGCUCAGGAUUGGCAAUGCUUGAUCCCUAGUUGGAAGUGUUUCUUUCACUGACUAAAUAAGCGAAGGCGACACUGGAACAAGAUGUAGGUUGGGAAUUCCUUCCUUAGCUGACAGGCGGACGGCGGUGAAGCUGUUGCACAUGGGAAGUACUUAGUUGCAGGCAAUUUUGCCUGGUGGAUCAGGAUCCAAGGACUGGCACGCAAGAGGCAAGACACAUGACCACCUAACUGAAGAUGCUCCAAUUCAGCAUUAGUUUGGGCCAGCAAUCACGUGAGUGAAUUUCAGGCAUCAGUUUGUGGCUUGAAAUUCAGGCUGGCUGCUCCAGAUUGUUUAAUUCGAACUUUAUUUUGCCAGAAGAAAGCUACCUUUGCCGUGACGGAGCGAUGUCGCUGAUCUAUAAAGCUGGCUGUUGAAUUUGUUGAUCAGAAUGCUGCCUUAUUUCUGACCUGGAUAUGGGUUAUGCUAAAUUGGUACACCGAUGGCUAACUGACACUGAA